AUGGGUCUCAGUGAAGAUUAUCCUGCAUAUGGAGGUCGUGGCCCGGGUGAUCUGAGUCUAGGAUUAGGCCUGGGAUCGGUCGCCACUGUCUUCAUCAUUCUGCGUGUGUAUGUGCGACUGAGAGUGAACAAAUUUGGAACUGCAGCAUUACUGUGGACCUUAACUGCUUGGAUUUUUACUACCAUCUCACAAAGUGUUGCUACAGUCGCUAUUCUCCAUGGUCUGGGAAAUCACAUCGAAAUUGUUGAGGAGCAUGAUAAUUUGAGACAAUAUCUUCUGCUCACGUGGAUCACCGUCUUUAUGUUCAGUAUCGCAAUUCCACUCGGAAAGUGUGCUGUAUGCUCAUUCUUGAUUGAGAUGAAUGGACAAGGAAAUCCUAGGAUUCGCCUGAGUCUAAUUGUCUGCGGUGUAGUCAACGUCAUUCUCUCAAUUCCCAUGCUAGUCAUUGUUUGGGCCCAUUGUUCUCCUCCCCACGCGCUUUGGGAUCCCACACUACAGUACCAGUGCAACACUAAGAUGGCUACCGACUAUCUUGCUUUCGUUGGUGCCGUGGCAGCGGCCUCCGAUCUUUAUCUCGCUAUCAUUCCGGCUGCCAUGUUGAUCCCAUUGAAGAUUGACGCAAAGUUGAAGUGGGGUCUGAGUUUCCUCAUGGGUUGUGGUGUGUUCGCUGCCGCUGCCGCAAUUGUCCGAGCAUGGUCUGCCAACGCCCUCAACAAUACCGAUUCUACAUGGGAAUCUGGUGUUCUGUUCCGCUGGGGUGAGAUCGAAGAAUGGGUCGUGCUCAUUUGCAUGUCAAUUCCGCCAGUCUGGCCGUUGUUUCGCCCUAUCACUAGCAAAUUUUUGAAUUCUGGUGCCAAAUCCUAUCCCAACCAGGGUUUGAACUAUACCAGCAAGGGCUACAACCAGUUUGCCUCGACAGGACCACAAGAGACCAUUGUCGAUCCUCCUGUCGUUACUACCACUAUUCACAUUUCAUCCAACAAAGUUCCAGUACCUGGAGUCAAGCCCACUGGUACAUCAUCAUCAUCAGCUGAAUCACUGAUUGUCGAAGAAGGGCCCCAAACAACUCUCAGGACCCAUGGUGGCGGUGAAGCAGAAGGUUGGGUCGAGAUGUCGCAGUACAACAAACAUCAAACCUACGAGUAA
This is a messenger RNA of Penicillium taxi, 1146 nucleotides long. RefSeq lists its product as uncharacterized. The transcript has 4 exons. Bases 1 to 1146 code for a protein of 381 amino acids. NCBI's taxonomy places the organism in Eukaryota, Fungi, Ascomycota, Eurotiomycetes, Eurotiales, Aspergillaceae. The record is from RefSeq and is a predicted model, not a curated record.